UGUCAUUUUAAUUUGGGACGGAGGGAGUAUAUAUGUUACUACCUAGGUAGCAUCAUAUAUAUUUGUCCUUGUUGAUCCUUUCUAAAGCCCCGGAACUAUUUUGGCCAACAACAUUAUAUUGAUGAUGAUGGCAGGGAGAGGUAUCUAUGGGGAGAAGUUGCAGCUCUACUCAUCUUGGUUGAGCUCAUGUGCAUUUCGUGUUCGCAUAGCUCUCAAUUUGAAAGGAUUGGACUAUGAGUAUAAAGCUGUUAACUUGCUCGAAGGAGAACAUACCAAGCCUGCACUUGAAAAGCUACUAAAAGAUUAUGAUGGAAAAUAUGCUACUGGAGAUGAAGUUUACAUGGCCGACUUGUUUCUGGCACCUCAGAUCCAUGGAGCGAUCAAGAGAUUUGAAAUUGACAUGAAUGAAUUCCCCACUUUGUUAAGGGUAUUUGAGGCUUACCAAGAGUUACCUGCUUUGCAAGAUGCUAUGCCAGAAAAGCAGCCUGACGCAACAAUCUGAGCAAGGAACUACGCCAAGGAUGAGGAUAGUGUCUGGUUCUUUCAUGUCAGAUCAAAGGAAGUAGUGUGCAAAUCCUUGGAUUCUUGAAACAUGUGUUUCUAGUUAUGCCUUUUUUCCUUGUGUAAACUACUUUGUGAUCGAUAAAAGUAUAUAUGUGUACCACUUCAGUCAUGAAUGAUCAGGAGAUACAGAAGUUCAGACAGUGAAAAUGAUAUUGUUCCUAUCUGCAGUAUAGGUUCUAAUUUUUAAGA
This is a messenger RNA of Capsicum annuum, 753 nucleotides long. Its product is annotated as glutathione S-transferase zeta class. The coding region runs from base 122 to 502 and encodes 126 amino acids. Gene Ontology annotation, biological process: glutathione metabolic process; L-phenylalanine catabolic process. The record is from RefSeq and is a predicted model, not a curated record. Gene Ontology annotation, molecular function: maleylacetoacetate isomerase activity; glutathione transferase activity. NCBI's taxonomy places the organism in Eukaryota, Viridiplantae, Streptophyta, Magnoliopsida, Solanales, Solanaceae. The transcript is spliced from 6 exons.